GUGCAUAUUUUUUAGCAUUAUUUAAAGAUAAAAAUGAACAAGCAAUUCAUUGGCCAGGAAAAAUUAAUUAUUUUUUACAACAUACUAUGCUUCUUCCAGCUAAUCAUACUCUUUGUAUUGUAGAUUGGUUUAACCAAUCAACUAUAUUACAAAAAAAUUAUUUUUUAUUACUUAAUGAGUUAGAUUUAAAAGAUAGACUUUCACUUGCUAAAAUUUGGGAAACAAAAUUUCAAACUAGAUCUUAUGAAAAGUUUUUUCCUGUUCAAAAAAUAUUAUGUAAAUUUGUUAGAGAAAAUUGUAAAUUAAAUAAUCAAUCUAAAUAUUUUUAUUGUGCUUUUGUGGUUUUUGCUUGUAAUGCUCGAUUUAAUUGGGAUGAGAUCAUUAUUGACC
Dentiscutata erythropus is the source of this 390-nucleotide messenger RNA. NCBI's taxonomy places the organism in Eukaryota, Fungi, Glomeromycota, Glomeromycetes, Diversisporales, Gigasporaceae. The record is from the annotation of a GenBank genome assembly.